Molecule: messenger RNA, 939 nt
Organism: Monodelphis domestica (gray short-tailed opossum)
Lineage: Eukaryota; Metazoa; Chordata; Mammalia; Didelphimorphia; Didelphidae
Product: olfactory receptor 6C2-like
Biological process (GO): G protein-coupled receptor signaling pathway
Cellular component (GO): membrane
Molecular function (GO): G protein-coupled receptor activity; olfactory receptor activity
Source: RefSeq, a predicted model, not a curated record
AUGAAGAACCACUCAGGGAUAACACUAUUCAUUUUGCGGGGACUGACAGAUGACCCACAGCUGCAGGUUCUGCUUUUUAUCUUCCUGUUUCUCACCUAUAUGUUGAGUGUUACUGGGAACCUGACCAUCAUCACCCUCACUUUGGUGGAUCCCCACCUGAAAACCCCAAUGUAUUUUUUCCUUCGAAAUUUUUCUUUUUUAGAAGUUUCAUUCACAACUGCUUGUAUUCCCAGAUAUCUAUACAGCAUGUCAACUGGAGAUAAUACUGUGACCUAUAAUGCAUGUGCCACUCAAUUAUUUUUUAUUACUUUCUUUGGGGCAUCAGAACUUUUCCUUUUGUCCUCUAUGUCUUAUGACCGGUAUGUGGCCAUCUGUAAACCCCUGCAUUAUACAACCAUAAUGAGCAGUAAAGUCUGUUACCAACUCAUCCUAAGUUCUUGGUUAGCUGGAUUGUUGCUCAUCCUCCCUCCACUUAGCCUGGGCCUCCAGCUAGAAUUCUGCAGUUCUAACGUCAUUGACCAUUUUGGCUGUGAUGCAUCCCCAGUUCUGAAAAUCUCAUGUUCUGAUACAACAUUCAUAAAAAAGAUAAUUGUGAUAUUUGCUGUGUUAUUACUUAUCAUAACCCUAAUUUUAGUGGUUCUAUCUUACGGCUACAUUGUCAGGACUAUUCUGAGAUUCCCCUCUGCCCAGCAAAGGAAAAAGGCCUUCUCCACUUGUUCCUCCCAUAUGAUUGUUGUCUCCAUGACUUAUGGCACCUGCAUCUUCAUCUACAUCAAACCACCCGGGAAGGAAGAACUGGCAUUGAACAAGGUGGUGUCAGUGCUUGUGACUUCAGUUGCCCCCGUGAUGAACCCAUUCAUUUACACCCUCAGGAACAAGCAAGUUGUACAAGCCUUUAAGGACUUUGUCAAAAGGGUAACUUUUGUUGCAAAGGUAUAA